Messenger RNA from Ectocarpus sp. CCAP 1310/34, 1912 nucleotides. NCBI's taxonomy places the organism in Eukaryota, Phaeophyceae, Ectocarpales, Ectocarpaceae. The record is from the annotation of a GenBank genome assembly.
ACGGCGGUAGCGAUGGUGAUCCCGGCGACUCCGAGAACCUCGAGGAGUUGAAGUAUGAUCCAGCCGACGACCGCUACCCCCGCGGGCUAGAAGGGAAGAAACUCCUCUGGGGCGCCUCGAACGCUGGCCCGCUGCGCCAUGGGCUUGAGAGUGGCCGCACGCGGAAGCAGACCCGGGAGAUGCAAGGUGCCGGGGAGAUGCCGGGCCCCGGAGAAACACCGGACCCGGAAGAGGCACUGCUGGCGACCAUCCUGAAAACUGGCGGGACGAGGAUUGUUGAGGACUACAUCUGCAACUCGCUCGUGAAGGAGCAGUGGGACGAGGAGCAGACACGCCGUAUGAAGGAGAUGUACAGGCGCGAGGUGCAGGAGGUGUUGGGCCCGGAACAGCAGGCGUUCGGGGCCGAGGUCGUCGCCAGCGGGUCUUCGCAACCACUCCCAGACCCACAGCUAUGUAUGACCUCGCCAAUCGGGCAGAAGCCGAGUGAUGUGGAAGCAGUACCGAUGACGUACAAGGAUGUGAUGUGUUCCAAGUACAAGGUUUUCUGGGAGGCGGCCAUGAAGAAAGAGAUAGAUGGCCACGACAAGACUGGAACCUUUACCAAGGUCAAGGAGCUGCCCGAGGGGCGGAAGGCCAUAGGUUCAAAGUGGGUGUUCUCUUGGAAGACGAAUGAGAGGGGCCUGAUAGUCGACUUCAAGGCCCGUAUGGUUGCGCGGGGUUUCUCUCAAAUCCCUGGCAUUGACUUCCACCACUCAUCCUCAGCGUGCCCGUCUGCAGCGUCCAUCAAGACGGUGAUUGCCGUAGCCACUGACAAGAGCAAGAAACUCGCUCGCUGGGAUGUGAAGCAAGCGUACAUCCACGCUAAGCUAAAAGAAGAAAUAUACCUCAGGUUCCCAGAAGGCUGUGGUAGCAUGUCCGGCAAAGUGGUCAAGGUUGAGCGUGCCCUGUAUGGCCUAAAGCAGAGUGGCCGUGAGUGGGGGUUUGAAGCUGCCGAUGCCCUCAUCGAGAAUGGAUACGAGCAGUGCAGGGUUGACCCGUGUGUCUUCCGGAAGGUGGUGGAUGGAGAGGUCGUAGGUCUCAUCGUGAUCUACGUUGAUGACAUCUUAGUGGCUGCAGACGAGGGAGAGCGACAGGAAUUGCUCGCUUCCCUCAACAAGAAGUUUCCGGUGGGAGAUCUGGGGAAGUGUACCUGGUACGACGGGUGUGCUAUCGCCAUGGAUGUAGAAAAUGGCAUCACCAAGCUGUCCCAGACAGCAUACAUUGAGAGUAUGCUGAAGCGGUUUGAUGUGACCACGACCGCUUUCACCCCUGCUGCCACCGAUCGAUGCCGACCUAGGGCCGAGGAGAGAUGACGAGCCCGCGGUGGAUAAGCCUGUGAGCAAGGCAAUCGGAUGCCUGAUGUGGACGAAGCUGACGAGGUCAGACAUCGCCCUGCCUCUGAACAAGCUCCAGAAGAUCGCCCACCCACCCACCGGGAGGAUAUGGAACGCGCUUGUGCGGAUCAUGUCCUACCUGAACUUCACGAAGGACUUCGGCAUCACCUACGUACGGGGGUCAGGACUAGACCUAAGCGUACCUAAGCGUGCUUGUCGAUACCAGCUACGCUGACAACGAAGUAGACAGACGUUCUACGACCGGGCUAGCUGUGACCGUAGGUGGUACCGGAGUGUGUGCAUCCACCAAGACGCAGCCAGUGACGGCUCAGUCGACCUCGGAAGCAGAGUAUAUGGCAGCCGGGGAGGGCGUGAAGGAGGCGUUGUUUGUGCGUGGCGUUCUGUCGUUCAUAGCGCCCGAGCCGAGUGGGGCGUAGAUCAAGGUCCUUGAGGACAACAAGGGGGCUCUCGCCUUAAUCGAGAACCCGUUCAACUCAGCGAGGAGCAAGCACAUCGACGUGCGGUUCCAUUUCAUUCGC